GUUUGUUCACUGUUGCAAAGCAAUAAAUAUAAUAAAUAAAAACCCCCAAAUUCCAUCUUCCCAAACCCAUCUCCGCAGCGCAAUCCCUCCGGGAAAGAUGUCCGCCGCCGAUUCGUCGUCGGGAUCCUUCGAUCCGAUCUUCCAUGUCAUCCGGAUCCUCCCAUUCUCCUUCCUCCGCGCGCCGCGCCUGCGUCUGAAGCUCCCCUCUUUCACCCUGCCCUCCGCCAUGACUGUGUACUCUCUCAUCCUCCUAACCUACUUUAUGGUAGUCUCCGGCAUCGUCUACGACGUCAUCGUCGAGCCUCCGGGCAUUGGAUCCACACAGGACCGUCUUACGGGGGCGGUUCGGCCGGUUGUCUUCCUCCCGGGUCGGGUCAACGGCCAGUACAUAAUUGAGGGUCUCUCCUCGGGAUUUAUGUUCCUGCUCGGCGGAAUCGGGAUCGUGCUCAUGGAUUUGGCGCUGGACAAGAAUCGGGCAAAGAGUGUUAAGGUCUCUUAUGCCACAUCCGGAGUUGCCUUCAUGGUGAUCUCUUAUGUUAUGAGUAUGCUGUUUAUCCGUAUUAAGAUCCCUGCUUACCUUCGUUGAGUUACUCUGUUUACCGAAAAGUUUUUGCCUUUACAAUUGUAGAAGAUUGAAAUGUAGCAAACUCAAGGACAUAUUCUGUUUGAUGUGAUUCUUGUUGCUGAGAUUUUAAUUCUACGGAAGACUUACAAAAUUUGGUUGGUUUUGAA
Molecule: messenger RNA, 732 nt
Organism: Andrographis paniculata
Lineage: Eukaryota; Viridiplantae; Streptophyta; Magnoliopsida; Lamiales; Acanthaceae
Exons: 1
Coding region: 98-586 (162 amino acids)
Cellular component (GO): oligosaccharyltransferase complex
Source: RefSeq, a predicted model, not a curated record